Molecule: messenger RNA, 1552 nt
Organism: Myotis daubentonii (Daubenton's bat)
Lineage: Eukaryota; Metazoa; Chordata; Mammalia; Chiroptera; Vespertilionidae
Gene: PAK1IP1
Product: PAK1 interacting protein 1
Molecular function (GO): protein binding
Source: RefSeq, a predicted model, not a curated record
CCCGUCCUCCUGCAUCCGCUUUAGGCUCCGCCCCGGACGCGGGGCGCCGAUCGCAGAAGAGGCACAUGUCCUACUGAAUGGAGCUGGUCGCAGGUUGUUACGAGCAGGUCCUUUUUGGAUUCUCUGUACACCCGGAGCCCAACGCGAGCGGCGACCACCAGAAAUGGACUCCUGUGGCUGACUUCACGCACCAUGCCCACACGGCCUCUUUGUCAGCGGUGGCUGCAAACAGUCGUUUUGUAGUCACCGGGAGCAAAGAUGAAACAAUUCAUAUUUAUGACAUGAAAAAGAAGAUAGACCACGGGGCUCUAGUGCAUCACAAUGGCACAGUAACUUGCCUGAAAUUCCACGGCAACAGGCACUUAAUUAGUGGGGCGGAAGAUGGACUCAUUUGUGUCUGGGAUGCAAAGAAAUGGGAGUGCCUGAAGUCGAUUAAGGCGCACAAAGGACAUGUGACCUUUCUUUCUAUUCACCCAUCUGGCAAGUUGGCCCUGUCUGUGGGGACAGAUAAGACAUUAAGAACAUGGAAUCUUGUGGAAGGAAGAUCGGCAUUCAUAAAAAAUAUAAAACAGAAUGCCCACAUCGUGGAAUGGUCCCCAAGAGGAGAGAAAUAUGUAGUUGUCAUACUGAAUAAAAUAGAUGUCUAUCAUCUUGACACAGCAGCUGUUAGUGGCACCAUCACCAACGAAAAGAGAGUAUCUUCUGUUACGUUUCUUUCAGAGUCUGUCCUUGCAGUAGCUGGAGAUGAAGAAGUUGUAAGAUUUUUUGACACUGAUUCAUUAAUGUGCCUCUGUGAAUUUAAAGCUCAUGAAAACAGGGUAAAAGAUAUGUUCAGUUUUGAAAUCCCAGAGCAUCAUGUUAUUGUUACAGCAUCAAGUGAUGGUUUCAUCAAAAUGUGGAAGCUUGCACAGGAUAAGAAAGUUCCCCCAUCUUUACUUUGUGAAGUAAAUACUAACGCCAGGCUGACGUGCCUUGGAGUGUGGCUAGACAGCGUGACAGACACGAAAGAAAGCCUCCCUCCCGCUGCAGAGCCUUCUGCUGUAAGUAAAGAACAACCCAAAGGCAGCAAAAAGGAAUCGGGUGAUGCGGUGCAGGAAGAAGCAAGGCAGUCAAAACCUAACACGAAGAAACGUGGUUUAACUGGUGUCAGUGAAAAGCCAACCAAAGGAAGUGGCCUGGUGGCAGCCAAGAAGAGGAAAGUGGGAGAAAUCUUGGAAAAGAAGAGAAAAAAGAAGAAAAUAAGAGUAAUGCAGUGAAUCCCAAGUUUCUCCUGAGAGAAAAACUUUUUAGAUGGACUCGUUCUUUUCAUAUGUACCUAAUCCCUCCCCUCCCCCCUUCUUGUAAAAACUAGGAAUUUCCUCUUUGGAGAAAAUGUACAGCUCUAAAAAAAAUAUAUCACUAAAACUCAGUUUUUCGUUGUAUUUUUAAAGAGUGCCAAAACAUUUUCAUAGGAAAUAUAUAUCAUGAUAUAUAUUAUGUUAAUGUGGGAUAUAAUUUUUACUUUUGUGCAAAGCAAAUAAAGAUCUUUCUCAAAAUAAUGUAGUUUAAAAGA